Messenger RNA from Caenorhabditis briggsae, 1977 nucleotides. The transcript has 6 exons. The record is from RefSeq and is a predicted model, not a curated record. Gene Ontology annotation, biological process: mRNA processing. NCBI's taxonomy places the organism in Eukaryota, Metazoa, Nematoda, Chromadorea, Rhabditida, Rhabditidae. The coding region runs from base 1 to 1977 and encodes 658 amino acids. Gene Ontology annotation, cellular component: catalytic step 2 spliceosome; precatalytic spliceosome; Prp19 complex.
AUGGCACGAGCUCCUGACAUCUGUUUCCUUAUAUGCCUCCUGGCAAUUGGAUCGAUUGGAAUUUUCGGACAAACUGCUCUUCCAGGCGCCAACAAGAGCGAUGUGUUCCAUGAAGGAGGAGAUGUUUCAGCAAUCCCCAACGCCACGGCCAUUGAAGCUCUCCAAAAAUUCAAAGGAAACAGCACAAUUGUCUCAUUCUACAAGGCACUCCGAGAACUUUACCUAACAAAUGGAUUCGACAAACAUGUCUUAUUCAACGGUGUCAUUUUGGGACAAACUAUAAUUCCAGAUUUCCAAUGGCUAGAAUUAAUUCGAGCACUUGAAAAUUCGUUUGGAGACGUCAAAAAUGGAGAUGUGUAUUUUAGAAGAAUCGAAGGAAUGAUUGAGAUGAACGAACCGGUUGCACUAAUCCAUGAACCUUGGCUAAUCAAGCUCGUUUCAAUGAUUCUGGAACAAUCUGAGAAUUCAAAAAAUGUGGCGUAUUCCAUCAGAGAUCUGGGUGUCUAUCUGCAAGAUAACGGCUAUCCAAGAGUUGGUUAUGCAAAUGGAACAUUUCUUCGAAAAGCGAUCAAUGAUUGGACAUCUCUGGAGCUCUCUAAUGAGCCAUACCAAGCUAAUUGGACAGAGCCCCUCCUUAUUCUUCACCACACUAUUGGCCCUGAAAAUUUCAACCUGAUUGGAGAUAUUCUUGAAGCUCAACCAUGGAAAACCAAAUCUGGAAUGUGCCUCAAGGAUGAAAAGUACUUCAAACUCUACAAGAAUCGUCUAAACGCUGCGAUUUCCAAUGCCGAUAUCGGAUUCAAAUUGCUCAGCGGAAUCCAAAAUGCAUUUGAGAAUGCCACAGCUGCCGCGAAAGAGGACACUUUGUUAAAUCGUCUGGUCCAUGCGGACCUCAAUGACUCACUUGAUUUCCCUAAAUCAGAAAAGAAAGAUCGAAAUUCGAGAUCUAACGCUGAGAAGUCUGAAAUCUGGUCGGCAAUUAAUAAUGAGCAGGCAAAGGCUAAAUUCAUUGAAACAAUGAAAUCAUCUGGAAUCGAAGAACUGGAAAAGGCCAAAAAUGCAUUUAUCGCUGGAGCGAGAUUGAUUAAGAAUCUUGGAGGAUCAGUGGAGAAUGCCGUAAAGAAAUGUGAAGAAGUCGUAAAGCUGAAUGGAGUGUUCCCUGAGACCUAUGAAAGUCUGAAUAGUGCAAUUCAAGUUCUUCUGAAACUCAAUGAGACUGGAAGCCCUCAAGUGGCCGAAGAAUUGCUCCCAAUCAUUCAAUAUAUUGUCAAUCGACAAACGCCAUUGAGCAAAUUCCGGACAGAUGUUGAGAGACUUAAUGAUGAUCACUUUUUUAUGAAUAAUCUCAGAUUGUAUUUUGGUGGUUUUGCCAAAUCCCUACCCAGAGGACUGCAGAUUCGAGAGGUCCUUCGGAACAUAAAUGGUCUGUGUAGAUUUGACGAAGACUUAAUGGAUUACGCAAAAUCGAUUAACGCAAUUCUGAAGACCAACAACAUCGACAACAUGAUUCAGCUAACCAAGCUGUCUAGAGACGGAUUAUGGUUGGAUGUUUAUGAUUCGCUGGAGCACGUUUACAUCAUGUCAGUGGGGCCACUAGAUACAUUUAAAGGCCUGGAAUCAAUGAUUGGAACAACUGGAAGCUAUAAAGAAGUCUUUCUGGCAAUGCAAACGAUUUUAGAGUUUCCCGAAACUUCUAAAUACACAUGCAAAUUCGUCGAACAAUUCUUCAAUGGGUUAGAAGACGUCACCUCGGUUGUGGAGGCUUUUGGAGUGAACACUGACGAAAUUCGACGACAAAACAAGGAUGUUACCUUUGUGAAUGCUCUGAUUCAAUUGCUCAAAGCUUCUGGAUCCCGCCAAGCUCUCGGUGAUAUGAUAGCAUUCCAUGGGGCCUACACAACCAAUCCAAACGCAACGAUAUCGGCUUUGCAUAUUGCGGAUAUGCUGGUGUAUUUCGGAUCGACUGGAUGGAAUUAG